GGUUUAGGUACCUUCUACUUCCGGUGUAACUGUUGCUAAGGAGACCAGAGUAACCGCUGCCUGCUUGUGACAACAGUCAACAUGAGUGAAGAAGAUCGAUAUGUGUUCAUUGCAGAAUGGUAUGAUCCUAAUGCUGCUCUCCAGAGACGUUAUCAGUUGUUAUAUUAUUCAAAGGAUGGAUCCGUUGAAAUGUAUGACGUGAAGAAUCAUCGUGUCUUUUUAAGACGAACAAAAUAUGAUGGCCUACAGAAAGAAGAUUUAUUUAUAGGAAACAAAAUAAACAUUUUUUCUCGUCUGCUUCAUUUAGUUGACUAUGGUGAUCAAUAUACAUCUCGCGAGGUCGGCAGUAAAAAAGAAAAAACACUGGCUUUAAUAAAACCUGACGCUAUAAAGAAAAUGGGUUCAAUAAUCGAAACAAUCUUAGACUCCGGAUUUAUAAUUACAAAAACCAAAAUGGUUUUACUUACCAGGGAAGAAGCGAUGGACUUUUACAGUGAACAUCACACAAAGUCUUUCUUUAGUGAUCUAGUCGGUUUUAUGAUAAGUGGACCCAUAGUUGCAAUUGAAGUUGUUGGAGAUGACGCAAUAUCUUCAUGGAGGAAAUUACUUGGUCCAACAAACUCGAGUAUUGCAAGAAGUGAACUACCUGAAAGCAUAAGAGCAAAGUUUGGUACUGACGGCACAAAAAAUGCAGCUCAUGGCUCUGAUUCGGUUGCUUCUGCUGCUCGAGAGUUAGAGUUUUUCUUUCCUUCGAGUGGGGGCCGUGGUCCAAGAAACACAGCAACGUUUACAGAGUGUAGCUGCUGCAUAAUAAAGCCUCAUGCCGUUUCAGAAGGGUUAACUGGGAAAAUUAUAAAUGGAAUUUUGGAUGCCGGCUUUGAGAUUUCAGCAAUGCAAAUGUUUACCAUGGAGAAAGCCAAUGCUGAAGAAUUCUAUGAGAUAUAUAAAGGUGUUGCGGCAGAAUACAGUGAUAUGCUGGUUGAAUUAUGUUCUGGUCCUUGUCUUGCUUUGGAAAUAAGAGGCACUGAUGUUCCGAAGCGCUUUAGGGAAUUCUGUGGACCUGCAGAUCCUGAAAUAGCACGUCAUCUACGCCCCAAGACACUUCGUGCUCGUUUUGGGAAAAACAAAAUAAAAAAUGCUGUUCAUUGUACUGACCUCCCAGAAGAUGCUGUCUUGGAGGUACAAUAUUUUUUUAAGAUCCUGGAUUCUUAAGAACCACACAAAGAAGAAUUGGUUUUAUGUAUUUUAUUGUCUGAUGUUUCAAUUUGACUUAUUUUGAACAAGAGCGCUGUACUCUUGGCAAAUAUUACAGAUGUUUGACAAUGUGCGCACAGUAGACAUUUAAUACAUCCUAUGGGGUACUGCAUUGCAUUUAAAGUUCUUAAAAUAAAGAUUUAUUUUUCAA
Bombina bombina (fire-bellied toad) is the source of this 1405-nucleotide messenger RNA. It is a transcript of the gene NME7, whose product is annotated as NME/NM23 family member 7. Gene Ontology annotation, cellular component: centrosome. The coding region runs from base 82 to 1212 and encodes 376 amino acids. The record is from RefSeq and is a predicted model, not a curated record. Gene Ontology annotation, molecular function: nucleoside diphosphate kinase activity; ATP binding. The transcript is spliced from 12 exons. Gene Ontology annotation, biological process: UTP biosynthetic process; CTP biosynthetic process; GTP biosynthetic process. NCBI's taxonomy places the organism in Eukaryota, Metazoa, Chordata, Amphibia, Anura, Bombinatoridae.